Messenger RNA from Phytomonas sp. EM1, 258 nucleotides. NCBI's taxonomy places the organism in Eukaryota, Euglenozoa, Kinetoplastea, Trypanosomatida, Trypanosomatidae. The record is from the annotation of a GenBank genome assembly.
AUGAGGCGAAGCGUUCCCGCUAGCAUCCGCAGGUACCCCAGCUGCACGCGUCGAUCCGUGUUAAAAUGGGAUGAAAAGUACGACUUCGCCCCCGAUGAAACCUCCCUGUGCGUGGAAAGGGCGUUGCAAGCCUCCGACGACGUUGGGAUGGGGGUCUCCAACGAAAGCACCUGCGUCCAUUCCCGCGUGCAGCACGGCCGUUCAUUCCCCUCCCCGAAGCUGGAGACCUCAUCCGAUAAAAGACGUCUGGAGAGGUAG